AUGUCUCUAAUUUCAGGUCCAGGCAAAGGUGGUGCAGCAGGGGCAAACUCUGCCGGGGAGGAGCUUUUUGUCCAGAAGCAUGUGGACUAUGUCAAACGCCUUGAUACUCGAAAAGAUAAGUUGGAAUACUGGCUCACAGAACAUCUGCGUCUGAAUGGAGUCUACUGGGGCCUGACUGCUCUCCACUUACUUGGCCAUCCCGAGGCAUUACCCCGCGACGAGACCAUCGCCUUCAUUCUAAGCUGCCAACAUGACAAUGGCGGGUUUGGUGCUGCUCCGGGUCAUGAUGCUCACAUGCUAUACACUGUCAGUGCUGUUCAGAUCCUCGUGACAAUUGAUGCAGUCGACGAAUUGGAUAAGCAGAAUCGAGGCGGGAGACAGAAAGUGGGGUCGUAUAUUGCGAAUCUCCAAGACCGUGCGACAGGUACCUUUAACGGCGAUGAAUGGGGAGAGGCUGAUACACGAUUCCUCUAUGGUGCUCUCAACGCCUUGUCUUUAUUAGGCCUAUUAUCUCUUGUUGAUGUUCCUAAAGCUGUAUCGUACGUGCAGUCAUGUGCGAAUUUUGAUGGCGGAUUUGGAGUUCACCCUGGGGCCGAGUCCCAUGCUGGGCAGAUAUUUACUUGCGUUGGGGCCUUGGCGAUCGCCGAUCGUCUUGAUUUGAUUGACAAGGACAGACUGGCAAGCUGGCUAAGUGAGAGACAGCUGGACAACGGUGGGCUUAAUGGGCGCCCGGAGAAGCUAGAGGAUGUCUGCUAUAGCUGGUGGGUUGCGAGCAGCCUAGCUAUGAUUGGAAGGCUCCAUUGGAUCAAUGGAGAAAAACUGGCAGCUUUCAUUAUUCGGUGUCAGGAUCCAGAUGGUGGCGGGAUUGCAGAUCGACCGGGCGAUAUGGUUGAUGUAUUCCAUACAGUCUUCGGCAUCGCUGGUCUGAGUUUACUGAACUAUCCUGGCCUCAAGGAGGUUGAUCCGAUCUAG
This is a messenger RNA of Paracoccidioides brasiliensis Pb18, 972 nucleotides long. Its product is annotated as Rab geranylgeranyltransferase BET2. Gene Ontology annotation, biological process: protein geranylgeranylation. Gene Ontology annotation, molecular function: Rab geranylgeranyltransferase activity. The transcript has 4 exons. Gene Ontology annotation, cellular component: Rab-protein geranylgeranyltransferase complex. The record is from RefSeq and is a predicted model, not a curated record. Bases 1 to 972 code for a protein of 323 amino acids.